UUCAUAUCUGUAGCUAAGCAUUAGUCUUUAAUCCAAAAGAGAAUAAUGGAGAGGAAGACAAAUCUAAUGGCCUUUGGGUUGAUGAUGAUGCUGUUGAUCCUAAGCGCAACUACUGCAAGAGCCGAUCUAUGCCAGGAUGCACUGAAAUCUUUGAUGCCUUGCUUUGCGUUCUUGACGGGUUUUAGCCCACCGCCACCCAACGCUGGCUGCUGCCAAGGCGCACAAGAUGUGCUAAAUAAGGCUACGACCUCCGCAGAUCGCAAGGCUCUGUGUGUCUGUUUCAAAAAUGUUAUAGGCCAGGGUGGUAUUUUGCCUGAUAGGGCUGAACAACUUCCCGAACUCUGCAACGUCAAAACUCCGGUUCCGAUUAGAUCCGAUGUGGAUUGCGACAAAUUAUGAUGAUUCCAUAAGGAGCGGAUCAGAUAACAUGAAAUAAAGAUUGGGGAACAUGCAUAGAUAGAGCAAUAUAUAUAUAUAUAUAUAUAUAUAGCCAAAUAUUGGGUUGUAAACAUUAAUAUAUCGAAGGACGUCGACUCUUUUUGGCUAUGUU
This is a messenger RNA of Juglans regia (Persian walnut), 550 nucleotides long. Its product is annotated as non-specific lipid-transfer protein 1-like. The transcript has 2 exons. Gene Ontology annotation, molecular function: lipid binding. Gene Ontology annotation, cellular component: membrane. Gene Ontology annotation, biological process: lipid transport. NCBI's taxonomy places the organism in Eukaryota, Viridiplantae, Streptophyta, Magnoliopsida, Fagales, Juglandaceae. Bases 46 to 399 code for a protein of 117 amino acids. The record is from RefSeq and is a predicted model, not a curated record.